Ascoidea rubescens DSM 1968 is the source of this 2516-nucleotide messenger RNA. RefSeq lists its product as uncharacterized. The coding region runs from base 266 to 2425 and encodes 719 amino acids. Lineage: Eukaryota; Fungi; Ascomycota; Saccharomycetes; Ascoideales; Ascoideaceae. The transcript has a single exon. The record is from RefSeq and is a predicted model, not a curated record.
CUUCCUCCAGCUCUUUGAUAUCUAUUAUAUAUCUCUUAUAUAUCUCUUAUAUAUCCACCAUCUACUUUAUCCUCUAGCUGCUUGUCAUUGCUUUCUACAUUGCAUUGCUACAUUCUUAUAUUCCCAUCCUUCUAUCUCCAUAUACUCAUAUCUUUCCAUCCAACACCACUCAAACAUCUUCACAUCACCUCUACUCUUAUAACCUUAUAGCUCCCUAUAGUCUCACACUUCUAUAGAUCUAAUUUCCCAAUCUUCUUUCUCAUAUAUGCUGUCGAUAAUUCCCUCAACUGUCACCACCCCUGCUCAAAGAUUUGACUACGAGACCUAUCCUUCCUCCAACAUGUCUUUUGAAACAAUAUUAUCUCCAACUUUGACUGAAAAAUCUUACAACCAAAAUAUUCAUCUAAAUCCAAUGGACCAGUUUUUGAAAUCGGAGCCCAUUUCAACUCCCCCUCUAUCCAAUAUCACCAUUUCAAAUACCUCUGCUGCUUCUAAUACUCCCUCAGUAAACACAUCCACAAGUAACUAUAACCAAUCUUCUCUAUUCCCAACCUCUUUUAUAACUUCCUCAUCUUCUCCAAACUCAACUGCUUACUACCAGCAACUCAACGAUUCUUAUGCUACUAACAACAUCGCUACCACCUCUACUCUCACCUCCUCUCCUAACAACAACCAAUUUUUAAAUCCUGUCGUCACUUAUAACCCACUAUCCUUACCAUUGCAAGAUGCCUCAAAAAACCAAUUUGUUAGCGUAUUCAAUUUCCAUUCCCAACAACAACAACAGCAGCAGCAGCAACAACAACAACAACAGUCCCGACAAUCCCACCAAUUACAACCUCCUAAUUUGUUCUACGAUAACAUCUAUUUCUCAAACCAAUAUUCCUUGAGCAAUAACCAACAAAAUAUUCUCAAUAGCAAUGCUCCAAGCCCACAAAUGGAUUCAUUGCCAAUACUAUCCUCAAACACCUCAAACAACAAUAUACAUAGCGACUAUCCUCCCUCUCCCCCAAUAGAUCCCGAAACAAUUUCAACAAGAAGAGCAAGCAUAAUAAGCGAGCCUUCAACCAUUUCAAGUAUGUUAGGCUCUCCCUUCUCGGUUAGCUCGACUGCAACCACGAUCAAUGAACUAACUCCUUACAAUACUUCAGUAAAUCAAAACCAAAAGACAACUGCAACAAACAGCAAAGUUUACUUGGAACAAAUUCAAUUCCAAAACACUCCUUCAAAUCUUAAUUCAUACAAUAGUCUUCAAAGCAUCCAAAAUAUUCAAAACAUAAAUGCUUUAAAUAAUAUCAAUACAUUCAAUAAUAUCAAUAGCAUAAAUGCUCUUAAUAAUAUCAACAGUAUUAACAACUUUAACAAUCUCAACAAUCUUAAUCUUAAUAGCUUUAACAGCCUUAACAAUCUCAGCAACCUUAACAAUAUCAAUCUCAAUAGCCUCAAUAAUUUCAACAACUUGAACCCAAUUACCACUUUAAAUCCAAUCAACAAUUUAUCUUCUUUACCAACUCUUUCAAACAACUUGAAUAAUAAUAAUAAUAAUAAUAAUAAUAAUAAUAAUAAUAAUAAUAAUAAUAACGAUAAUAACGCCAAUGCUAAUAACCAUGGUAACCAUAGCAUUAACAUCAACACCAAUGCCAAUGUCAACAACACCAAUAAACUAAACCAAUUCUCAAAACAAUUUCCCUUAAAUAAAUACAGAGUAGUUAGGGGGAUAAGCUCAGGUGGUAGUGCAACAAGACCCCCAAGAAUGACUUCAUCUCAUUCAAAUGUUCGUUACAUUCCUGUUUCUCUAUCUCUCGAUAAUAUCUCUGUCAAGGACUUGUGUUUGCCAGAAUGGGAUGCAAAUGAAAAAUUCGAUCAAAGAAGAAUAAUCAGAAUCGAAAAGAGACAAGAUGGCUGCAAAAUUAAUGCCACUUUCUCAGUUGUUGGAUCAGCAAAAGACCAUCCCAAACCCAAACCUGCUCCAAUGGAUUGUGAAGUUCUUGAAGUUAGUUGUCUAGAAUCUUUUAAUAACGAAGAUGAUCCAAACGGUCUUAAAAAGAGAAAUUUCUAUGUUACAAGUGUUGAAGUGAUUAAAAUUGUUGAAUUGCUUAUAAGCACCGAGUUAGCUGACCCAGGUGAAAGAAGACGUGAAAGAGGCAGAAUAAGAUCAAAUUUAGUACCAUUUUGGUCGAAAAAGAUUUCAACCAGACCAACAUCAAGAUACACUUCACCAAAUUCAUCAGAUUCAAAGACUUCAAAACCUAUUGAAGAGUACAAAGUGCAAUUAGCCAAAAGAAUUAUGGCUUACGAUAUCAGAAAACCAAGAGGUUUUGAUAAAGAAGUUCGCAUUUUAAAAUGGGAAAACUUAGAAUCUGGUUUAAAAAGAGCUUUACAAAGUUAUUACGUGGAAAUUCCAUUUGGUGAUAAUAUCCAUAUGUAAUUGUAUUUGCAAUUAAAUAUGUAAUGAAAAAAAAAAAUAAAAGAAAAAAAAAAUUCUUUUGAUGAUUUAAAUGCUUUCUUGUGUUUUUGAA